AUGUCGUCGCUUUCGUUCAAUGUCUCGUACAAUUCCAUUACGAAAAAAGUGACUGUUCCGAGAUCCAAUACUGUUCAACAGCUCAUUGCCGUGAGUUUGGACAAGUUUUCUAUCAAUUCAGGCAAGUAUGGGGGCCAAUUAUACCACAACAAUAAAUUGCUAGAAUCGUCUUUAUCGCUUCGUCUCGCAAAUUUGAUUAACAACUCCAAAUUGACGCUUAAAACGACGAAUUUGGCUGCAUCUGCUCAGCAAAUCAAUGUAAAAUUGAUGAUUUCCAGCGAUUCUGAAGGUACAAAACAGAUUAUCAAUAAAGUGGACAGUAAUGCAACUCUUCUUGAGUUAUUGCAGCAAUUUGAAACGAGCGAAAAUAUCCAAUUGUUGACGAAACCAAGUCAAUUGGGUAUUUUGAGUGUGACGUAUCCUUCUGAUAGCUACUCUUCUACCAGAUUAGGUUCGCUUGUAGGUAAUGUGUCGAAUGUAGUAAUCAGAUUCAACUACACUAUGGGUGUAGAUACAGCAAAAUUGAAACAGCAGGAACAGCAGGAAUCAGUAAAGUUGCAAUUGAAACAACAGCAAGAAAGGAUCGCUAGACAGAGAGAGGAAGAAAGAGCCAAGGCACAAAAAGAAUUAGAAUUACAGAAACAGCAAGAGCAAGAUCAGGCAUUGAAGGAAGAGGAGGAAGAGGAAGAGACUCCGGAACCUACUGAAAGUAUCAUAGAAACAAAAGAGAAGCCUUCAAUUCCUUCUUCUACUAUUAAUGCUGAUUCUAUAUUAGAAAAAGAAUCGUACCAAUUUCAGACUCCACAAAUUGAGGAAACUCCGCUACUCUUUGUACCCGGCAACUCCAAUUCUGCCUUAUAUGAGAAUCCAGAUGAAGAUUACGAGAUGACGGUAUCUCAGGCAAAGACGUACCAGCAGCUAAUCCAAAAUUCUGGAAAGAAGAGAAAAGCCAAGCAAAUCAAUAAACCUGUGAGGCUCUUAAUUAGAGUCAAAUUUCCAGAUCGGUCUAUUUUACAGAUUAAUUUUGUAAAUGAUGUCGACACCAUAAAGUUGGGACAUUUGGUUAAGAAAAUCGAUGGCUUGUUGAAACCAGAAUAUAUCAAUCAUUAUAAUAUUAAGGCGGGAUACCCCCCACAAACGAUUCCAUUGAACUUUGAAAACAACAAUACGUUUUUGGUAGAUAUUCCCGAUUUUCAGAGCGAGAGAAUCGUGUUAAUCUGGGAGCUCUCGGACGGUGCACCUAGUAAGAAUGGACCGUUCUUGAAUGAGCAGCUUAUUGAGGAUGUUAAGACAUCAACGGAUUUACCUGAAGUAGUUCUUGAAAGUCAUAGGGGAGAAUUACCUGAUGAUGCGCAUACUAAAACAAGAACUUCUGGACAAGGAUCUGAGGCCAAAUCAGAGAGUAAGGGUAAACUAGUUCCUAAGUGGUUGAAGUUUAAGUGA
Messenger RNA from Scheffersomyces stipitis CBS 6054, 1443 nucleotides. RefSeq lists its product as uncharacterized. NCBI's taxonomy places the organism in Eukaryota, Fungi, Ascomycota, Pichiomycetes, Serinales, Debaryomycetaceae. The transcript has a single exon. Bases 1 to 1443 code for a protein of 480 amino acids. The record is from RefSeq and is a predicted model, not a curated record.